AUGGAUGGUGGAGAAUGGGUGACCUCAAGAAGCUGUGUUCUUCAUGAUCGGAACAGUCUUUUUUGCCUGCAGCUUCACGUCCUGGACAAAUAUUAUGACAAAAAGUUGCUUGACUUCUUUUUGUACUCUUUCGACGUGAGGAAUGGACCUGGUUCUGAAGAUUACUACCAACUAUGGGUCACAUGGGAGAAGUCCAUCCAGGAGAUAGCUGUGUCUGAUUGCUCUGCUUUCUGGAAAUUCAUUGCGACAAACUGGAGCAAAAACACCCAGAAACUUAUUUCUGGCUUUGUCAAAGUUCCUGUAUGUACUGAUGGAAAGAUCAUUUUGUCAAAGAAGGAGGAUGUGUUCAUUCCUGAUGAUCUACUACUUACAGACUUGUUCAGCAAGCUAUCUCAGCAUUCAUUUUUUAUCUGUCCAUGUCUCAGAGCAAGCCUUAACUGCAUCUAUGAUACCAUCGGUGUUCAAAGAAUAUCCAAAGAAGUUACCAAGAAUGAUUCCUUCACCUUAGACAAUUACCGGUUUAGAACAAUUGAUCCAAGUAAGGUGAUCAUGGUUGGCCUACUCAAGAUAAUUCUCUCGUUCCUCGCUGAUCCUGCUCUCGACAUUCCUGCUGAAGAGAGGCACAGGAUGGUUUCUUGCCUUCUGAAUGUGACUGUCCAAGAGAGUGAUGAACCAAUCACAGUGGGGUAUAGUGUAAGAUUGUCAUCUGGAGAGGUGGUGGAUGUGAAGUCCAGCCGAAUGCUUAGGUGGGAAAGGGAGGAUUCCAAGCUGUACAUGCAGAGUAGCGAUGGUGAGCCCAGCUACAAAGAGAAGAUUGAGUUUGCGACCUACUUCACAGAGUAG
This is a messenger RNA of Miscanthus lutarioriparius, 843 nucleotides long. Lineage: Eukaryota; Viridiplantae; Streptophyta; Magnoliopsida; Poales; Poaceae. The record is from the annotation of a GenBank genome assembly.